AUGGUGGCCCUGAGCGAUCUGGCGUCGGCGCUGGAGUCCUAUAGGGGUCGCGAUCGCCUGAUCCGAACGCUGGGUUACUGCUGCCAGCUGGUGGGCGGGGUCCUGGUGGAACAAUGUCCUGCCAGGUCAGAAGUGGGGACGCGCCUGUUGGCACUGUCCUCCCAGCUCAGCCACUGCAGGAUGGUCCUGCGACUCUUUGAUGAUGCGGCCAUGUUUGUCUACACUAAGCAGUACGGCCUGGGGGCAGAGGAGGAGGAUGUGUUUGUCCGCUGCGUGUCCAUCCUGAGCAACCUGGCCGACCAGCUCUACUACCCCUGUGAGCAUGUCGCCUGGGCUGCCGACGCCAAGAUCCUCCACGUGGACUCUGCCCGGUGGUGGACACUGAGCACCACCCUCUGGGGCCUCUCCCUGCUCCUGGGGGUUGCUAGGUCUCUGUGGAUGGUCCUGAAACUGAGACACAGGCUGAGGAAACCCCCGGAAGCCUUCACCAGCCGGCUGACCCGGGGCAAGCGGAGGACCGUGGAGACCCAGAUCUGCUCAGAGGUACUGACCCUCCUGAGCAACCUGGCGGACCUGGCCAACGCAGUGCACUGGCUGCCCCCGGGUGUCCUGUGGGCCGGCCGCUUCCCCCAGUGGCUGGUGGGCCUCCUGGGCACCCUCUCGUCGCUCCUCAGCGUGUACCAGGCAGUCCAGGCGGGUGGCCAGGCCAGUGCCACCCCCUGA
Messenger RNA from Budorcas taxicolor (takin), 723 nucleotides. It is a transcript of the gene PEX11G, whose product is annotated as peroxisomal biogenesis factor 11 gamma. Bases 1 to 723 code for a protein of 240 amino acids. NCBI's taxonomy places the organism in Eukaryota, Metazoa, Chordata, Mammalia, Artiodactyla, Bovidae. Gene Ontology annotation, biological process: peroxisome fission. The record is from RefSeq and is a predicted model, not a curated record. Gene Ontology annotation, cellular component: peroxisomal membrane. The transcript has 5 exons.